Messenger RNA from Impatiens glandulifera, 1254 nucleotides. RefSeq names its product phosphatidate cytidylyltransferase 4, chloroplastic-like. Gene Ontology annotation, cellular component: membrane. Lineage: Eukaryota; Viridiplantae; Streptophyta; Magnoliopsida; Ericales; Balsaminaceae. The record is from RefSeq and is a predicted model, not a curated record. The coding region runs from base 54 to 1253 and encodes 399 amino acids. Gene Ontology annotation, molecular function: transferase activity, transferring phosphorus-containing groups. The transcript is spliced from 7 exons.
AACCAAAUAAUUUUGUGUUUUUUGAAGCCGGAGUUGUUCUAAAUUCCGGCGAAAUGACUUCGAACUUGCUUCUGAACACCGGAUUUUGCUCGCCGGAGUUGCUCAGGAGGCCGUCGCCGCUAAUGCCAUCUUACAUAGAAACUGAUCGAUUGAAGCUUAUUUCUCUUACCAAUCCCUGGGCGCGCCAUUCUCGUGGUCCUUCAUUGGCACUCUCUUCAAGAACCCUUCACGGGCUACUUUUCAAUGACUCCACAUGCAUUUUCCGAAUUCCUUCACGGUAUAAUUCUAGCAUACCCAGUUCUUUACCGGAGCGGCUAAACGAAGUCGAAAUUGCAGAAGAGGAAGAACGGAAGGUUAGUCAAUUGAAGAAAAGGGUAGUUUUUGGGGUCCUGAUAGGAGUUUUCACUGGGGGUGUUGUAUUAGCUGGAGGAUUGGUAUUCACAGUAGCUCUUUCUGCUGCAGUUUUUGUUGGUGCUCGUGAAUACUUUGAACUAGUUAGGAGUAAUGGAAUUGCUGAUGGAAUGACACCCCCUCCACGAUACCUUUCGCGGGUUUGCUCUGUUAUCUGCACUUUGAUGCCUAUACUUACAUUGUACCUUGGUCAGAUCGACGUUUCUGUGACAUCUGCAGCUUUCAUUGUUGCAAUGGCAUUGCUUUUGCAAAGAGGAAAUCCUCGUUUUUCUCAACUCAGUAGCACCAUAUUUGGUCUAUUUUAUUGUGGUUAUCUUCCCAGCUUUUGGAUUAAGCUUAGAUGUAGUUUAACAGCCUCUGCUUUAAAUUCUAACCAGUGUUUCCAGAACUGGCCCUUGAUUCUGGGAGGUCCUAGUCAAUGGACUGUGGGUUUAGUCGCAACAUUGAUUUCCAUUAGCAGCAUAAUAGCAGCGGAUACAUAUGCUUUUAUAGGUGGCAAGGCAUUUGGUCGAACACCACUCACGAACAUCAGUCCUAAGAAGACAUGGGAAGGAGUAUUUGCCGGCUUAUGUGGUUGUGUAGCCACUACUGUCUUACUCUCAAAGAUCCUAGGCUGGCCUGCAUCUUUGCCCAGUGCUAUAACUUUUGGGCUUCUGAAUUUCUUUGGAUCCCUUUUUGGUGAUCUUAUCGAAUCGAUGAUCAAGCGUGAUGCUGGUGUUAAGGAUUCGGGUUCUCUCAUACCUGGACAUGGUGGAAUACUGGACAGAGUAGACAGCUACCUAUUUACUGGUUCAUUGGCUUAUUCUUUCAUUAAAACCUUCCUUCCAGUUUAUGGAGUUUGAC